Molecule: messenger RNA, 2009 nt
Organism: Ostrea edulis (European flat oyster)
Lineage: Eukaryota; Metazoa; Mollusca; Bivalvia; Ostreida; Ostreidae
Product: archaemetzincin-2-like
Exons: 3
Coding region: 63-1148 (361 amino acids)
Biological process (GO): proteolysis
Molecular function (GO): metallopeptidase activity
Source: RefSeq, a predicted model, not a curated record
GAUAACCCUAUAUUUUGCAAGAGGAAACCAGACCGAAUUUUCACUGAUUGUGAGGUUAUGAAAUGGGGAGUUCAUCUUCUAGAAACACUGAAGCUUCUAAAAGACGUUAUCUCAUAGGUACUUUGGACAGAAAAUCUCCAGUAGAACAAAAGUUUUAUGGCCUUUGUCAGCUAUUGAAUUUAAAUGUGGUCUGUCAAAACAAGGAGACAAAUGAAAACGGCAACAGAGGUACCCUCUCCUCCCGACAAAGUGUCAGUGUGGAGUUUUGUAGUGAUGGAUGUAAACUCUUUAAACCUUUGUUCCUCAGUAAACCUCUGUACUUCUAUGAAACAUUCGUUAGUUGGAGAGCACAUUAUGAUGUUGAACAACUACAGAUGAGGCUAAUGCGGAAAAAAGAAAGCAUGUGUUUGGUACCAAUAGGGAGUUUCCCAUCCUUUGUCAUGGAUUUCAAGCUUACAAUAGGUGAUAAAUCAUGCUCACUAUUUGAUAUUUUACAAAUGUUUCUCGAGAUAUUUUACCAAGGAAUGCCAGUUGUUUGGUUAAAUUCUGUUGAUCCUGAAAAAGAAAACUGGAAUAUAACUACGAGGAACCAUAAAGUUACAGGGAAGAAACAGUGCCUUACGUCGGAUUUUUAUCCCCGACUCAAGAAAUGGAAGCCAAGAAAUUGUUACUGCAUCAUGGGGUUAACAUGGACAGAUCUUUAUCCAACUGAAAACUUGAAUUUUGUUCUGGGUGAAGCUUCUAAAAGACACAGAUCAGGUGUUUUCAGUUUUGGAAGAUUUGAACCAAAAUCAUAUGAUAAAGAAAAUACUAGAGACAUUGAAGAAAUUGAUGUGCACAUCUUAUGGAAAUUAUUAAAGGUAUCAAGCCAUGAAUUAGGGCAUCUGUUUGGAAUUUCACAUUGUGACUUUUUCCUUUGUGGAAUGAAUGGCAGUUCAUCAGUGGAGGAAGCCAUGUCACAACCUCUCUUCUUCUGCCCGGUGUGCAUUAGAAAACUCCAGCAUGCUUGUAAAUUUGACAUUGUUCAGCGGUACAGAAGCCUCAGACAAUUCUUUCAUGACUUGAACAAGGCAAUGCCUUGUGAAAACUUUGAGCAUAAUGUAGAAUGGUUGGAGAGCUGUUUAACAUUUUUGUUAGAGGACUCCUAAGAAAACAUUUAAAAUAUUAAUGUAAUUUAUAAAAUACCAGUGACAUCAUACAUUGUAUGUUAGAUCAUACAUGAUGUUUCUGACAUUUUUUCUAAAGUUAUAUUUUCAUCUUCUCUAUAUAAAGAGUUCUUGUUUGAUUUCCGAAGUAGGUUUAAAUUUUAUAGUGUAGUAAUAUUACCAUACUUUGUAUGUCAGCCUGGUUUCAUCUUUUCUAGCCCAGUAGUUCAUAAGGUAGCUCAUUACACCAAUAAUUAUACUUUUUAUGACACACAUCACAAGAUGGCAAUUCAAAUGUUUUGUCAAAUUAUUUGUAUCAGUCACUUUGUUUGUCUAUCAUGGUAGUUCAGUGGAUAAAGUGUCUGGUCAUUGACCCACAAAUCCAAGUUCAAAUCCACCAGUCUUUUGUUCAUAUUUUUUUGAAAAUCGUAUUUUCUAUCCAAAAUUGCAUAUGUUUUGCCUUUUUGGCAUGUAUCACAUCUUUCAUAAUUAACCAUUUCGUAUUUAUCUGAAAAAAUGUUUCAAACCUAGUUUUGCAUUUUCUUAGUUAUCUCCCUUUUGAAGUGAACAUGACCCUUCAUGUAAAGAAAUUUUAAUCCCCUUUACCUAGUAUUGCUCUAUGCCAAAUUUGGUUGAAAUGGCCUAAUGAUUCUAGAGAAGAAGUCAAAAACGGGGGGGGGGGGGGGGGGGGACGGGUGAUCAGAAGAAAAAAACAACUCGCUUGAUCUUAUAGCUCUGUGAGCUAAAGAAAGAGAGAGGGAAGAAAAAGAAAACAUUCGAUUAGACCAAGAAGUAAAAAAAAAAUAUAGCGUUAUAUAGAUUCUUUCUUUUAUUCUGUAUUGAAAUAAACAUUCUGAUAAUGCA